Molecule: messenger RNA, 582 nt
Organism: Ostrinia nubilalis (European corn borer)
Lineage: Eukaryota; Metazoa; Arthropoda; Insecta; Lepidoptera; Crambidae
Product: U1 small nuclear ribonucleoprotein 70 kDa-like
Exons: 2
Coding region: 1-582 (193 amino acids)
Source: RefSeq, a predicted model, not a curated record
AUGGCGCCACCUCUGCGGAAGUGGGCGGUGCGGCGAAGGCGCCGGCUGCAAGUCGUUUUGACAUUUGCUGAGGAAACUGAGGGAAUGGAGCACGAGAUGACUCAAGGCACCAUAAGCGGUUUGCGCCGUGAUGAGUCAAGAGACCCAGAGAGACCGCGACAGAGACCGCGACAGAGACCGAGACAAAAGACUGAGACAAGAGUUCAAGACAAGAAGUCUGACAAGAGACCGAGACCAGCGACCCAGAUAAAAGAUAGAGCAAAGAGACUUAAACACGAGACCAAGACAAGACUCAGUGACAAGAGACCAAGACAAGAGACUGAGUCAAAAGUCCGAGACAAAAGACCUAGACAAGAGACCAAGACUGAAACUUACGUUGCGCGAGCGAUACAGGGCAGGGACAGGGGGCAGAGACCGACUCAAACAAGAGACCAGACAAGAGACCAGACAAGAGACCCAGAUAAGAGAGAGACAGAGCAAAGAGACCGAAACACGAGACCAAGAGAAGACUCCGUGACAAGAGACCGAAACAGGAGACUGAGUCGAGAGAUCCGGACAAAAGACCCCGACAAGAGACCGUGA